This is a messenger RNA of Nymphaea colorata (pocket water lily), 1717 nucleotides long. RefSeq lists its product as uncharacterized. Lineage: Eukaryota; Viridiplantae; Streptophyta; Magnoliopsida; Nymphaeales; Nymphaeaceae. The transcript is spliced from 7 exons. The coding region runs from base 142 to 1497 and encodes 451 amino acids. Gene Ontology annotation, molecular function: hydrolase activity, acting on carbon-nitrogen (but not peptide) bonds, in linear amides. The record is from RefSeq and is a predicted model, not a curated record.
UUUUGAUAACGUUGGUUUAAACACGUCCAACCGUUCCUUUUAGGCCCAGGGAGCCUGUCAGGCAAGCCGACUGGAUUGCUCGAGCAACCUCAACUGUAUGCACUCGACACCGGAAUCCACAAAUUCGGGCGAUAGAAGACGAUGGCUCCCAGUACCCCAAGGUUGGUGGUGCCCAUAGAUCCGAAGAAGAAGCCACGGGAACAGAAAUUGCCACUCCAUAACCGCUGGCACCCAAGCAUCCCCCCAGUUGCGGACGUUAUGACGGGGGAACUGUUCAGGGUUGAGAUGGUAGACUGGACUGGGGGCAGCAUUGGAGAUAACGAUUCAGCGAUGGAUGUCAAAAACAUAGAUCUGUUCACAGUACAUUAUCUUAGUGGCCCAUGUAGGGUUAUUGAUGUGGACGGAAUACCGGCCAAGCCCGGUGACAUUCUUGCCGUAGAAAUCUGUGAUUUGGGCCCUUUGUCUGGAGAUGAGUGGGGCUACACAGGCACAUUUGACAGAGAAAACGGUGGAGGCUUCCUAACUGAUCACUUCCCCUGUGCAACCAAAGCAAUUUGGUAUUUUGAAGGGAUUUAUGCACGCUCACCUCAUAUACCAGGUGUUCGCUUUGCAGGUUUAACUCACCCUGGCAUAAUCGGCACUGCACCAUCGAAGGAACUCCUUGACAUAUGGAAUGAAAGAGAAAAGGAACUACAAGAUAAUGGCUUCAAUCGUUUGCAAUUAUGUGAUAUAUUGCACACACGACCACUUGCUAAUUUACCAACACUCAAAGGUUGCUUACUCGGAAUGAUCAGAGAAGGAACAAAGGAAUGGGAAAAGAUUGCACGUGAGGCUGCAAGGACAAUACCAGGAAGGGAGAAUGGUGGAAACUGUGACAUAAAGAAUCUCAGCAGGGGUUCAAAAAUAUACCUACCUGUAUUUGUCGAAGGAGCGAAUCUUAGUAUGGGAGACAUGCAUUUCUCCCAAGGAGAUGGUGAAGUUUCUUUUUGUGGGGCAAUUGAAAUGAGUGGAUUCUUAGAGUUAAGAUGUGAAAUUAUAAGGGACGGGAUGAGGAAGUAUCUCACACCAAUGGGUCCAACAAGACUUCACGUAAAUCCAGUCUUUGAGAUUGGUCCAGUUGAACCCAGGUUCUCAGAAUGGCUUGUAUUUGAAGGUAUAAGUGUGGAUGAAAGUGGAAAGCAGCAUUACCUUGAUGCAACUGUUGCUUAUAAGCGAGCUGUUCUCAAUGCUAUUGACUACCUCUCCAAAUUUGGCUACUCGAAAGAGCAGUGUUAUCUUCUCCUCUCCUGCUGCCCAUGUGAAGGAAGGAUCUCAGGGAUAGUGGAUGCUCCAAAUGCCGUGGCUACACUUGCCAUACCCAUUGCCAUAUUUGACCAGGAUAUCCGACCAAGAAAACAAGAGGUGCCUAAUGGACCCAAAGUGAUGAAGAGGCCUGACGUCCUCAAAUGUACUUACCAUGGAAGCCUUCCAAUUACAAGGAACCUGGCCACAGAAUGACAUGAAUGUCUGUCUAUGCUUUAUUUGAUUGUAGAAUGAGCUUAAUUAUGUCCAUUGUUUUGAUAGCACAUACAUAUGGUUAGAUGUGCCAUAGUGCUGAUCUCAAAGGUGGCUAUGAGGCAAGACAUCGAAUUGUACUAGAUCCUCCUUUGACGACAUGCGUCAUCCUUACACAUGUUUUGACUUAUUAGUUUAUUGCAUGUUCGGUGUACCAUUACCA